This is a messenger RNA of Brenthis ino (lesser marbled fritillary), 780 nucleotides long. The record is from the annotation of a GenBank genome assembly. NCBI's taxonomy places the organism in Eukaryota, Metazoa, Arthropoda, Insecta, Lepidoptera, Nymphalidae.
AUGGAACAAAUCACAGAAAUGUUUAAAGCUUUACAAACCAAGUUCGAUGAACAAGCAAGGGAGCUAAAAGAAAUGAAAGAGAGUAUUCCAAAUAGUAUAAAUAAAAAUAUAGAUGAAAAAUUUAUCAUACUUGAAACUAGACAACAGCAGUUAGAAAAAAUUACAGAAGAACAAGCGCAAAAAAUUCAGAAAUUUGAAAAAAUACUAAGAAAGAAAAAUCUGAUAUUUUUCGGAGUAGAAGAAACAGAAAAUAACUACUUUACCUUACAAAAUAAAAUUUUAGAUUUGAUAAAUAAUAAUAUGAAAGUAGAUUGCCAAAAGGGAGAUAUUGAGUAUGUUUCACGCAUGGGGAAAAAAUCAGAUAAGACAAGACCGAUAAUUGUUACUUUGACUACGAUGGGCAAAAAAAUAGAAUUACUCAAAAAUAAGAAAAUGCUGCAAAAUUCCGGUACCUAUUACAUUAAAGAAGACUUUCCCCCGGAAGUUCUUGAGGAGAGAAAGAAACUAAAUAUCCAGCUACAACGAGAAAGAGAACAAGGAAAAAAGGCAUAUAUAAAAUACAACAAACUAGUAAUUCUACCAGAAAAAGUAAACUCUCAACAAGAACGUCAAAAAAGAAUUUUAUCGCAGUCUCCGGAAACAGCGACCGUUAUUGAGAAAGAACACAAAAAUACUUCUAAAAAUCCAACCAAGAAAAAUAUAAUGGAUCUAUAUUUAGUUAAAAAUAAACCCGUAAAUACAGAAAUUAAGUCCCCAUCGCAUCAGCUAUUAACCAAGAAA